CGUCGUAUCUUUUUACGAAAUGGAUUUGUUUCAUUUGUGUUCAAAACUGACUUUUUGUCUCUUGAUGUGGAAGUGUGUUUUUUGUCAGACACUUUAUAAUAGUGACAAAGAAAUGUAUGAAGACUUUAAUAUGGACAACAAAAUAGAUGCUCUCCAGGUAGCUUUGAAAGAAGGUGAGAAACGCUUGCAAGAAACUACCCAACUUUUACACGAAUCCAAAAAUGCCUACGACGAUUUACUGAAAAUGUACAGUUUAAGGACAGUUCCAAAUGAUAACACAAUAGAUGAUAUCUGUCGUCGACAUCCACGUUUGGUCAUAGAGAGCUCCACAGAUUGUCACAAGUAUUAUAACUGUUCUGAAGUUGAUCCUGAAUUGGGCGGCGGAAUAGGCCAAAUGUUCAAUUCCUGGACUGCUAGAAAUCUGCAUGAGUGUCACUAUCCGUUUUUGUUUUCCAAUGAAACACUUCGUUGUGAAAAUUACACAGACGUAGUUUGUGGAACGCGUUAUGAGCCAAAAUGGGCUUGUAACUACUACAGACUGAAGUGUAAAAAAUCACACUGCAUACCUUGUGAGAGAUUCUAUCCUAAGUGUGAAGAUAUAGACGACGGACUAUGGCCACGAGAAUAUUAUGGGCCUAUAUACAAGAUUUGUCAGAACGGAAGAACCAUCGAAAUAGGUACUUGCCCACGAGAUGAGACAUGGGGUGUUCUGUCCUUCCCCUACAAUGGUAAAUGUGAACACAUGUUUGCUAUACCCAAAGAUUACAGAGGUCAGGGCUAUCUUCCUUCUUGUAACGGAACAGCAGACGGAAAUUUUCAGUAUCCUGAGCGACCCUGUGACGCUUACUACAGAUGUGAUGGUGGAAUUGCUUCCGCUGUGAAAUGUCCCCAGAAUACGGUUUUUGAUAUAUUCAGCAAGACAUGUAAAGUUGGAGGUACAUGUAAAUAGAGAUGAAUUUUAUGUUUAUUGUACAAAAAUUAUUUGUUUAGAAGGUAUAUAUUCUAAAGUCAGAUGUCAGCAUUAUUAAUUAUUAUUAUCAGCAAAAUGUAUUAACAUUUACUAGUACUUCUCAAAAUUUUCGUGAUACAGGCUUACGUGUGUGUAUUUUGAAUGAAUCUCAGACUAUUCUUGGAGAUUUUAUUUUAGUCCGUACGAAAAUCUUUUUUGAAUGCAGAUUCUGCAAGCGAUGGUUCGAACGAUUUGUUGUUAUUUUGUAACUUAUGAAAUUAUGAAAGAAAAAAAGUACGUUAUGUAGCAUAUUUUUUUUCUAUAAAUCAUUUCCAUUGUACUUAAAGAUGAAAAAUUUUUGGACAGUCAUUUGUCAAGAAACGCACGUAUUCUCUAGUUCGAGUUUGUUUGUUUUUUUAAUUCUGAAAAGUAAUGUCUCGUUAAUUUGUCUGACUCAGCAAACGACAUAGUGUUAAAUUAAUAAAGAACUAAUUUGCUGGAAAAAAAUGCAAAACGACAACGUGGAAAUAAACGAAACUUGGUCAAGGAAUGAUUGUUAUAGUAUUCAUUGUCCCCCGCGUUCAAGCAAGCGAGGGGACAUUAAAUCUCAUUCGUCUUUCCGUCUGCCAAUUUGUAAGUCUGCCAGUCUAUAGUUCUGUCCGUCGGAUCACCUUCACAAAACUUUAACAUUUGACAUAUCUUUUGAAUGAGGAGAGAUACGGCUUCAUAUUACACAGGUAUUUUACCUGUGACAAAAAAAGACCUUUCUAAUGACACAAUGAUUUUGACCUUGAAGUUUGACCUACUUUAAAAAAGAUUACAUAUUACGUAAAAUUGGUCAUAACUUUUGAUUGA
This is a messenger RNA of Saccostrea cuccullata (small rock oyster), 1804 nucleotides long. RefSeq names its product chitin-binding domain protein cbd-1-like. Gene Ontology annotation, molecular function: chitin binding. The record is from RefSeq and is a predicted model, not a curated record. Gene Ontology annotation, cellular component: extracellular region. The coding region runs from base 20 to 949 and encodes 309 amino acids. NCBI's taxonomy places the organism in Eukaryota, Metazoa, Mollusca, Bivalvia, Ostreida, Ostreidae. The transcript has 3 exons.